Molecule: messenger RNA, 2516 nt
Organism: Sinocyclocheilus rhinocerous
Lineage: Eukaryota; Metazoa; Chordata; Actinopteri; Cypriniformes; Cyprinidae
Product: leukocyte receptor cluster member 9-like
Exons: 7
Coding region: 599-2188 (529 amino acids)
Molecular function (GO): metal ion binding
Source: RefSeq, a predicted model, not a curated record
UUCAUAAUGAAACGGUCCGAGCGGUUCUCAAAUGAACAGCUCACUCAAGAUAUGAUAUGCAAAAAAGCCUUUCUCCGGCGAAAUAUUGAAAUGCAUUUUAGUUCAUUGUAAACGCAAAUGGCACUUAAUGUUUUAUGAGCGGAAUCAUGGCUUCAAUAGACUGAACUGGGGCAAAUUAAAGUACAAUCAAAUGUAUUGUUAAUAAAACAUCUAACUGUAAUACACAGCAGUGUGCGCCUACGUGUCUUCACAGGAAAAUGAAGCGUGUAAUAUGCUUGGAUAUAAAGGACCACGUGAAGAUAUUGAACCAAACUGUUUAAAAGAACCGAUUCGCGGAAACUAGUCGAACUUUUAUAAUUAUUUUGCCGAAAACUACAAUACCCAGUAGAACCCCAAGACUUUUUGUUAUGUUCAUAAGUCAUUUUGACGAUAAUAGAUAACAUGACUGCACAACAGCAACGUACUGUAAGUGGCGCUAUACAUUUAGAUUGUUAUGCGCCAAAAAAACUAAAGAAGAAGAACCCCAAGACUUAACACCGGAAGUGGUCUUUGUGAACAUUGCCUAGCAGCACAUGAAGCUCUGUUGAAGCUGUCAAAUAUGGCAUGUGAGGAAACGAGAACUGAGGAAAACCUGACAGAGGAUUCUGACAGACAAAUCCACAUAGAUGAGAUGAAACAAGAAACUAGCCAAAACAUUUGUCAGCACUUCCUCUUGGGCAGAUGUCAUUUUGGAGACAGAUGUCGACUGUCUCACAGUGUACUUGACGUCCCUCAAAGCACACACUCAGAGGAAGAUGAUACAGCCGUCACAGAAAAGCAGAACAAGACCCGAAAAAACAGAAAACAGAUAAACGCAGAAAAGCAGCAUAUAAGGAAUGAGAAGGAAGGGUGUAAGAAGAAGCCACGCAUGCGUACAGCCGACGAUGUCAUCUCCAGAAUUAUAUGGGACUCCUCAGUGGACCCAGCUGAUUUUAUAGUCGGUCACCUGGACCGUUUCCUUGGGGUGCUGGAACGCCCAUUCUCUGACUUCUCUUGGGACACUCAGGUAUGUGACUGUGACUUUUCUGAGGAGCUGUCUAUCCCUCGUCAUAGGAUCCAGUACUUCAGCUACAAAGGCCAGCGGGUGUGGGAUAGGGACAGUCGCACUGACAGGGUGUUCGGUUCAACAGGGCAGACUAUUUUGCCCCCUUUUGGUGGUGCGAAUCAGCAUCAAGACAAUUUAGCUGACACUGAACAACAUGAAGAGACCACCAACACAGCAGAUGGCCAAGAGCAAGCGACUGAAUUUUCUAAAGAACAGGAUGAUGGUGCAGCUGCAAUUAAAACAAACAAACAAGAACUGGGAGAUGCUGUAGAUCACUCAUUUACCGAAAAUGCUGAAGAUGAUAUUUUACUUUUGCAAAAAGAAUCUGCACAAGAAGACCAAAAUAUGUCGGCUACCGAAGAUUUGAAUCAGUUGGCAGAGGAGUUAUCCAUCGCUCCGAAAGAGGCACAGACUGAAAUAGUGGAAGAAUGGAAAGACAGCUGGGACGGAAAGAGGGGUACAGAAGCAGAGCCAGUAUCAUCCUUGCCACAAGAACCUCGGUCCAACCGUCCACCACCACGCAAAGCCACCCACUUCAUCUGCUUCCGCGUGGACUCUCCCGCUGCUCUGCAGGCCUUUCAGCGCAUUCAGAAAAAGGUUCUCUCCCAGCUUCCUCAGUCAGAGCCGCUAUGGGUGGACCCUGCAACUUUGCACGUCACUCUUUCCUUACUUGUCCUGAAGGGCCCAGAGGAAGUCAGCGCUGCUGCUGAGCUCCUGCGUACCACAGUCAGAAACUCCCACAAACCCCCUAUUUCUGUGUCUUUCACCCCAAAACUAAAGCACUUUAAUGGGACUGUUCUCCAUGUGGCCCCACAACCCCUGUUCGAUGUCCAGUGCCUGAAUUCCCCUAUCCAAGAAGCCUUCAAGGAGAAGGGCUGGCUACACCGCCAUUCCCGAUGCCCAACAUACCACCUCACCCUGGCCAAAUCGCAGGAGUCCAUGACAGAGAAGAUGUUUGAAGGGAUAGGGUCUGUUAAACUAGCCAAAGAUAUCAACUUCGGGAAGCUAGAAGUAAAUAAACUCUAUCUUUGUGUGAACGGUCAUUCAAACACAGAGAAUGGUUUCUAUCAGGUUGUAUGUGUUGUGCAGCUGCCCAAUGUGUAAAAGUGCCUGGUUUAUUCUGAACUCGGGGUUAAUAGUUAAUUACUACAUCAAAUAAUUUAUAUAUUUAAAUAAAACAUUUUAAUCAUAUACUCCUAAAAUUACUCCUCUCCAAUCCAAUUCCAAUUUUAAAAAUGUUUACAAUAAUUUCUAUAUCAUCUCUGUUGCAGUGAGAAACACUAUUCAGUUUUAUAUCUUUAUAUUCUCUCUUCACAAACUCAAAUUUUGGAUAACACAAGCAUUUGCAACAAUGGAAAUUCUUUAUAUUAAGUCAUAUCAUAUGUACAGUAGUCAUAUUUCAGUGCGGAAGCAAAAUAAAAUUGAAUGGCCA